AUGGCGCCGCCCGCUGCCCGCCUCGCCCUGCUCUCCGCUGCCGCGCUCACGUUGGCUGCCCGGCCCGCGCCUGGACCCGGACGCCCACUCUUCAGUAUGUCCCGGGAUCGGUCCCCCAAGCCCCUCAUUGACGCCAGGACCCCGUCUCAGGACUUGGCACCCCAUUCUCAAGCCCUUCAGCGAUACCCCGGGGCCCGGCCGUCUCCUCCCCCUGCUUCAGGACCUCUGCAAGUCCUUCAGCGACGCCCCCUCGGUCGGGGACGGUCCCUGCCUCAGCGGCACCCCUCAGCGACACCCCCGCGCUCCCAGCCCUCGCCAUUCGGCCGCACUGGGAGCACCCCGGCGCCCCCCAGCGCAGGAGCGGGUGCGGAGGCAGGAGGAGUGGCGCCCCUCUGCUGGUGUCGGCAGGGCCCGCGCCGCCGGACCCUGACCUCUGCCUCGCAGGAGCCGGGCCAACCUGCCGGCCCUGCAAGAGACAGGUCCGGGGUCCGGGACCGCCCGCUGCACCCUGCCGAGACGCCCCCUCCCUCCCCUCCGGGCCGCUGUGAACUUCCCUGUGACUCAGAGUGUUUCACAGCCAAUGGUGCGGAUUACAGGGGAACGCAGAACUGGACUGCGCGGCACGGCGGGAGGCCAUGUCUGUUCUGGAACGAGACUUUCCAGCACCCAUACAACACUCUGAAAUACCCCAACGGGGAGGGGGGCUUAGGUGAACAUAACUACUGCAGGAACCCAGAUGGAGACGUGAGCCCCUGGUGCUAUGUGGCCGAGCACGAGGACGGUGUCUACUGGAAGUAUUGCGAGAUACCUGCCUGCCAGAUGCCCGGAAACCUUGGCUGCUACAAGGAUCAUGGAAACCCACCUCCUCUGACUGGCAGCAGUAAAACGUCUAACAAACUUACCAUACAAACCUGCAUCAGCUAUUGCCGGAGUCAGAGGUUCAUGUUUGCCGGGAUGGAGUCGGGCUAUGCUUGCUUCUGUGGCAACAAUCCUGAUUACUGGAAGUACGGAGAGGCGGCCAGUACCGAAUGCAACAGCGUCUGCUUUGGGGAUCACACCCAGCCUUGUGGUGGUGACGGCAGGAUCAUCCUCUUUGACACUCUCGUGGGCGCCUGUGGUGGGAAUUACUCAGCCAUGACUGCAGUGGUCUACUCCCCGGACUUUCCCGACACCUAUGCCACAGGCAGGGUGUGCUACUGGACCAUCCGUGUCCCAGGGGCCUCCCACAUCCACUUCAACUUCACCUUGUUUGACAUCAGGGAUUCCGCAGACAUGGUGGAGCUGCUGGACGGCUACACCCACCGGGUCCUGGUCCGCUUCAGUGGAAGGAACCACCCCCCUUUGUCCUUCAAUGUCUCUCUGGAUUUUGUCAUUUUGUAUUUCUUCUCUGAUCGCAUCAAUCAGGCCCAGGGAUUUGCAGUCCUAUACCAAGCCGUCAAGGAAGAGCAGCCACAGGAGACACCCGCCGUCAACCAGACCCUGGCCGAGGUGAUCACCGAGCAGGCCAACCUCAGUGUCAGUGCUGCCUGGUCCUCCAAGGUCCUCUACGCCAUCACCACCAGCCCCAGCCACCCACCUCAGGCCGUCCCAGGAUGGACGGUGUAUGGCCUGGCAACUCUCCUCAUUCUCACAGUCACAGCGAUUGUCGCCAAGAUACUUCUGCACGUCACGUUCAAGUCCCAUCGUGUUCCUGCGUCAGGAGACCUUCGGGGUUGCCGCCAACCAGGGACUUCAGGGGAAAUCUGGAGCAUUUUUUACAAGCCUUCAACUUCGAUCUCCAUCUUUAAGAAGAAGCUCAAGGGUCAGAGUCAACAAGAUGACCGGAGUCCCCUCGUGAAUGACUAA
Messenger RNA from Orycteropus afer afer, 1845 nucleotides. Lineage: Eukaryota; Metazoa; Chordata; Mammalia; Tubulidentata; Orycteropodidae. The record is from RefSeq and is a predicted model, not a curated record.